AUGCCGGCAGACUCAGCACAAGAAUUUUUGAGCUUCGUGCUACACCUGCCGCCUUCGCUCAAUCCUUACGAGGCCACAGCCGAAAAAAUGAGGCAACUAACUGAAAUUCACGCGCCUCCUCUAUGGGCACGCAUCAUCCGACGAAUCAUCACAAUCCAAUUUAUCAUAUUAUGUGCUCAAUGCUUUACAGUUUUGUGGCUGAGAAAGAAAGCAAACCAACUGAAAUUUUUCAGAUUUAACAAACUUGGGUUGAUUCAUAUCGAGGUUCUCAAUGAAAUUGUCCUAUCUAUGUUCAUAUUCUCCGCGCUCUGCGCCUUUGAUCUAGGGACUGAAGAAUUAGUUGAACUACGUCUUUUGGAUUUUUCCAAUAAAUUUGUUGUGCGCACAAGCAAGUUCCUGGUAACCGGGAAUGUUUUUUGCUGUUUGUUAAUUGGAUACUGCCACUGGUAUUUUACCUUGGUCAGGAUGUUUUUGUGGAUAUCUGGUAUCGAAGCGGCAAUGGCUUUCACAUCGUUGAGAGCACGAGCUCGCGCAGGAUCGUCUAUCAGACAAUCACUGUUUGUCAGAUGCGCUGCAAACGGCUCGCUCCUGGCCAUCUUGACUAUUCCAAGUGCUGUUAUACUAUGGCUGUCUGUCAGAGCCGCCUUAAACUUGAGGGCAAUCGAAAUAGCUACUAAGAAGAUCAUCUCUGGCCUUCUCAAAGCAGCACCAACCUAUCAACCCCACACUUAUCAAUUGAUGAAACUUCUUGAAAUUCUGAAGCCGGCAGAAGGGUUUGCUAUUCACAUGCAACAUCUCCUUUACGACACGAGAGUCAUUGUGCUGAUGUUUUUGGUGUUCCAUCUGGUAGUAACAACCCUUCACUUGCCAACUUCGGUGCUGGCCUUGCGUGGUAUCCGCAACCAUAUUUCUCCCGCGAGGGCUCCAAAGAAAGGAGCCCAAGAAGAUCCCGCGCUGGGAUAUCAGACCUCAAUGAUGAACCGCAUGAACGAUGGACCUGCUCAGGAAAGAGCAGCCCUGGAAAGCGUUAGAAAACGGCUUGUCAUAUAUUCUGGCUUGGUCUACUUGGAUACCGUUUUGUAUUGUCCACUCCUAGCGUACAUGUAUUCCUACAAAGGGGCCGAAUUUCUUGAUAAUGCGACUUGGAUGGUUGUGGAACAAAUCGGAACGCAUGCGCACACCGCCAUUGUUGGAAAUAUAAUUUUAGCCGUGCUGAUCCAGAACACAAUGUAUACAACCGGCAACACCGUGACCGGCAAAGCAUCAGAGCAUCACAUUGUUGUUGAGCAGGGAGCCUGUAAAGUUGGGUUUGUUUGUCAACCAACAAAGAGUGAAGAAUUCGAUUUGCAAGUGAGAAGUGUGAUAUAA
Messenger RNA from Puccinia graminis f. sp. tritici CRL 75-36-700-3, 1368 nucleotides. RefSeq lists its product as uncharacterized. The record is from RefSeq and is a predicted model, not a curated record. Bases 1 to 1368 code for a protein of 455 amino acids. The transcript is spliced from 13 exons. NCBI's taxonomy places the organism in Eukaryota, Fungi, Basidiomycota, Pucciniomycetes, Pucciniales, Pucciniaceae.